This is a messenger RNA of Alternaria alternata, 708 nucleotides long. RefSeq lists its product as hypothetical. Lineage: Eukaryota; Fungi; Ascomycota; Dothideomycetes; Pleosporales; Pleosporaceae. Gene Ontology annotation, molecular function: protein binding. The record is from RefSeq and is a predicted model, not a curated record. Bases 1 to 708 code for a protein of 235 amino acids. The transcript has 2 exons.
AUGGUAAAGGCGAAAAUCACCCAAGUCAACAAGUCGGGUACCAUGAGUUUCGAGUCGACCUCUGCAGUCACCAUACGCGUGGGCGAGGCUCCGAAUACCAAGGAUUUCAUCGCGCACGAGGCCUUCCUAACUUCCCGCUCGGAGUUUUUCCGACGCGCCAUGAAUGGUAACUGGAAAGAAGCAGAAACAUGCAUCAUCAACCUCCCUGACGAUACGGCCGAAGCGUUCGCCUGCUACAUCAACCACGUUUACACUGGCCAGCUACCUACCACAAGUAAGACCACGUCGGAAUUAAAGAAGCUUACGGUGGAAGAGUUUGAACACCAUGUCAAUGACCAAUACCGGAUUAUCUUCGACGUUUUCGUGCUAAGUGAGAAGCUUCAAGACGUCACAACAAAGAACGCCAUGAUGGAAGCUGCACUGGCCACUGCUGGAUUGGUAGCAAUUGACGGUCUAUGGAGGGUCCCCACAUGUCAUGUAGUCAACGCGGUCUACAAUGGCACACCUGCAGGCAGCCCUGCUAGACGACUCGUCACCGACUUGUGGACUGCGGUACCUAUCGAAUCUAUUUUCUCUUGCAUUCGUCGCUUCCAUCAAGGAUUUGUGGAAGACUUGGGUAAAUCCCUUCAAAACAACAGAAAGCCAGCAGAAAACAUUCCUGUUCGCAAGGGUGUUGCUGCAUAUCAAGAGGAAAUCAAAGAAGGUUGA